AUGGCCGACUACGCGUUACAGUCAAGCACUGAUGUUGCGGCAAAGGCACUCGACCUUCGAGCUGAAUUAAAAGCCUGGGAAAAAGCCUUUGCAGCCACACACCAGGGCCGAAAAGCUGGCCGUGAAGACAUUAAACAACACCCAGAUAUAGCCAGCAAAUAUAAGGAAUAUGGCCGACUCAAAGCUCUGGAAUCGACCCUCAGCCGACGAGAGAACCGGCAAGGUCCCCUUGAAUCUCAGUCGAGGAAGCGAAGACAUGCAUCUCCCAGCGGACCGGAGGCCGCACAAUCAAUAACAACGCCCAGAAAAGCUGCAAAGGGAAUAUUUGCCACACCUACCAAUAAUCGAAUCAAGCAUGAACAUCAGGUGGAUGAGUUUGUCUCUCCAGUCACUUUUCGCAAGUUGUUUAGUCCAAGUUCUCACCAACGAGGGGCUUCGACCGCCUCGCCGCUGAAAGCCGCCAUCGGACCAACACCGCAGCGAGAUGGAAAGGCCUUGGGAUUGUUUGACAUGCUCUCCGAAUCAGGGGGGAGCGGGGCGACGCCGUCAGCAAAAAAGCAAAGAGACUUCUUGGCAGCAGGUUUCAACACGCCGUCCAGAGGGAAGAUGGGCAACAAGUUAGCAGAUGUGCCGGAAGUGGAUGAAGGAGGGGCAGACGAAGAAGAGGAAGGGCAGGAAGAACAUGCGCGACUUUCUCGCACGCCAGCGUCCUCCACGAAACAGUUCUACUUGGCCAAUCUUUUUGCGACCCCGACGACGAUGCGCUACGCGGCGAUGGUUGAAGCCAAGGACGGACAGCCAGCCCAAGAUGAUCUGCAUUCUCUAAGGCAAGGCGCUACAUCACCGGAACCAAAUACGUCCGAUACGCCCUCCUUCCUCCGACGGACAAACUUCAACAGGCUUCCACCGCCCACCUCCCACAUCGAAAGCGUAGGCCUCAGUCCAAUCGCAGCACGGAAGCCCUUGAAAUUCGCCGCAAAGGGCCUUUCACACCUUGUGCAAGGGUUGCGAGAAAUGGAGGAAGACCGCGAAGAUGACGAGUGGGACAUGCUUCGAGAAAUCGAGGCUGAGCAGGAAGCCCACAGCUUCCAAGUCGCGCAAAGCCAACAAGUGCCGCAGGAAGGUCGGCCAUACAAGAAGAAAGGUCAAAAGCGGACUACGCGCAGGGUCGUUAUGAGGCCAGUUUUGACUCGUCCAAAAAAGUCGGACCCUGCACCUAUUGAGAAUGACGAGGAUACGGCAAAUGAGGACGCGGAGGUAAUUGGAGUUCUCGAGACUCAGCUUCCGGCCGGCUCAGAAGUGAUUGACGAGGCUUCGAAUGUCGGCUACGAUGAGACGACAUCGUUACACACUGUUUCUGAUGCAGAGGAUAAACGAUCGGUCUCUGAAGAACCUGAUCUCGAUUCAGAUGACGAUUCGGAGUUUGGAGGAUCAUCCAAGCCACUGUCUCGGCCAAAGAGCUUCUCCGAGCGGAUCAAGGAAGCUGUCUCGAUGGCCAAGCCUGCGCCGAAAGAAGAGCCCAGAGCAGAGCCGAAGAAGGCACCGUUGGUUCCACAGGCAGAGGCAACAGCACCCAAAACACGCAUGAUCAAGGCGAAUGCCCGGGUACACACCAAUUACCGGAGCCUGAAGAUCCACCACCGUGGCAGCACCCAAGCUCGUGGCCGAUUCCGCAGAAGAUAG
Molecule: messenger RNA, 1683 nt
Organism: Penicillium oxalicum
Lineage: Eukaryota; Fungi; Ascomycota; Eurotiomycetes; Eurotiales; Aspergillaceae
Gene: sld2
Product: protein sld2
Exons: 2
Coding region: 1-1683 (560 amino acids)
Biological process (GO): double-strand break repair via break-induced replication; mitotic DNA replication preinitiation complex assembly; DNA replication
Cellular component (GO): DNA replication preinitiation complex
Molecular function (GO): single-stranded DNA binding; DNA replication origin binding
Source: RefSeq, a predicted model, not a curated record